AUGGGUGACAAAGGAAAGGGAAGGGCGAAUUUCGGGGUACCCACCCUCAAAAUAGGACAACUACAUCUCCCAACUAGAACGUUAGAAAUCAAAAAGGUGGCAGAUAACAUAAAAGAGCAUUUUGGAUUUGUUUUAGAAUGGGAAGUCGAGAAGGUCAAUGAACCGAGCUUUAAUUGCUUGACAGCCAUUAUAAAGAAUAAGCGUAGGCUGCUUUUAGGCCGCCCAAGAAAGCUUCUCAUAAAGAGGGGGCUUUCCACAGAAGGCGACAAAGGAUUAGCGAUUGAGAUGGCCUGGUUACGACGGACACAGGGCGCAGUACAUAUUGGCAGUAUGCUUGCGAGCCGUAAUGAUGAAGAAAUUCCUCAACGUAGCCUAUACAGGACGGGGCUUCCACUAGCGGACCGUUUGUUUGCAAGAAAUGGCAAUGUGAGAAGGGCGUUCAGAAGAGUUACAAACCAAAGAAAACUGGCCGAGGAGUUAGAAUUGCGCGAGGUCGCCCCUUACCCUGUCAUAGUUAUGGAAUAUCUGGAAAACGGAGAUUUUGCGAGAUUGAUCGAGCGAGCUAAUCAUUAUACCAUUUCUAUUCCAAACCGUAUCCUCUGGUCAUUUUUCCUUUGUCUGGUGAGAGCGUGUAUAGGGAUGUCGUUCAAUCAGGGCCUCUCCCCCGAGGAACCGACCCAAUUAGAGACCAUUCCAGCAGAUGGCACGCCACCAAGCAACUUGGUACACGGCAAUAUUAACACCAGGAACAUCCGGAUUGGUGGUGGAGAUGGAGAUGGAAGAUUUACAGAACAUAUAUUUGCGCCUGUGGUGAAAUUGAUCAACUUGGAGGGUGCGGCUCAAGCUACGAACAAUCUUGGAAAUAGGUAUAAUUUAUGGGAUAUCUCUGGUAUGAUGAUGUCCAUAAUAACCAAGUCCGAAACCUGGUCUCUGUCACCAACGUGCGUGUAUAGGGGCAUCAUAACUAACGCAAGCCCGAUCCUUAACGAAAAGCGAGAGAUGUUUCCGUUGUUGGACGACGAUUUGAGGGAUCUUCUUGCCAGGUGCUUAGCCGUAAAUCCCGACCACCGUCCAAAUCUACGAGACAUGCUCGCGGAAACCGAACACGCCGUCAGGACGAAGGGCGCGGAUUCUUUCCCGUUGCAAAUACGGGAUCACGAGACCGACGCCGCUCUCACAAGAUUUCUCAAAUACUGUGUUUACGAUGCAGACGUAUUACCUCAGCGAACUCUCCCUGACCUUGCAAGUGAGACACUAGUCCGUCCAAAGAUACCACAAAAUACUCAAGCCCCAGCGCCAGCACCAUUCCCAACACUAGGACCGCCACCAUUCCCAGGAGUACAUAUACCAGGACCACCACCACCAGGGCCGCCGCCGCCGGGGCCACAGCCACGAAGGCCACCGCCACCGCCGCCGCCGGGGCCAGGAGGACCACCACCAUUCCAAUUCCCAGCACCAGGACCACCACCAUUCCCAGCACCAGGACAACCACCAUUCCCAGCAGUACUAAUGCCAGGGCCACCGCCACCAGCACCAGUACUAGGACCAGCACCAGGACCAGCAAAUGGACCUGGAGAUUCCACGAGUCCCCCCACCUGGUCAAUUGAGUGA
Annulohypoxylon maeteangense is the source of this 1611-nucleotide messenger RNA. RefSeq lists its product as uncharacterized. The record is from RefSeq and is a predicted model, not a curated record. The transcript is spliced from 4 exons. NCBI's taxonomy places the organism in Eukaryota, Fungi, Ascomycota, Sordariomycetes, Xylariales, Hypoxylaceae. The coding region runs from base 1 to 1611 and encodes 536 amino acids.